This is a messenger RNA of Nothobranchius furzeri (turquoise killifish), 531 nucleotides long. Its product is annotated as transmembrane protein 252-like. NCBI's taxonomy places the organism in Eukaryota, Metazoa, Chordata, Actinopteri, Cyprinodontiformes, Nothobranchiidae. The record is from RefSeq and is a predicted model, not a curated record.
AUGAGAGUGGAGCCUGAAACGGCUUACAUCAUGAUUGUUUUUGGCAUUCUGGCUGUGCUCAUUUGGGUCUUCUGGAGCUUCUCUCACAACAUGAGGAGCAAAAAUGACCAGAGGAGAUGUGAGCGACACAUCCAAAUCUUCACUAUUGAGAGGAGGCCCAGCGCUUUUCCUCCAUCAUAUGAAGAGUCCCAGAGUCAAGUCUGUCCGAGCAAUCCACCUGAAGUGAUGGUGUCCAUCAACAGGGCGGACAUGUUUCUUGCACCGCCGCUGUACAGCCAGGACAGUUCUGACGUCAACGACUGCAGGUGGUGUUGGGAGCAUCCACCUCGAUACAGUCUAGUUGUGCAGACUCCACACAGACAGGUGUAUGCAGGUGCUGCGGAGGGAUGUCUCCUCAAACUGAACGAGGAAGUGUCAUUGAUCAGAAAGGAAUAAAGACGAAAGAGAAACUCCCAUGCAAAAUGUUUGCAGGUGUUUGUUUCAUUUAAUGUGUGUUGACGGUUUUAUUUCUGAAUCCCUAACAAGAGGAGG